CUCAUUGGCUGCUUAUUACAGAAGGGAGGAAAUCAAACUUCACACUUAUUAUUCCUGGCAUGAAUUCACACUUCAUCCUAACAUACACUCUUCAACCUUUAUGAACUACACCGGAUGACAUGAAAACUUAGUUAACGCAGCGCAGGAUUGCCUUCCCUCCAAAAGUGUGUUGCUACAAUAAGGAUCCCCGUUACAACAGUAUUAGCUACAUAGUUCCGCUUGUAUUAUCAUUUCCCCCGCACAGCGGACACAUAAACAAUUCAAACAAAAGACAACGACAUAACCUGUAUGAUGGACAACGGACACAACGGGUGACUUGGAUGCAUUAGGGACUCUGAACGACAUCGGAGGAACCGAUGAAACGGACAGUAUUAGGUAUUUUUGUAUGAAAGGUCUACGAACGUUGGAACAUCUACAACUAUUGAAGAUGCAAAAGGGGGUUUUCAGAAAUACAUUUGGUUUGCAGGUGGCGAAUCGCAUCUCUGCAUGUCUGGCAGACAUAUCAGUGUGGAUGACGGAUCACCACCUCAAGCUGAACCUCAGCAAGACGGAGCUCCUCUUCCUCCCGGGGAAGGACUGCCCGUUCCAUGAUCUCGCCAUCACGGUUGACAACUCCAUUGUGUCCUCCUCCCAGAGCGCUAAGAACCUUGGCGUGAUCCUGGACAACACCCUGACGUUCUCAACUAACAUCAAGGCGGUGUCCCGUUCCUGUAGGUUCAUGCUCUACAACAUCCGCAGAGUACGACCCUGCCUCACACAGGAAGCGGCGCAGGUCCUAAUCCAGGCACUUGUCAUCUCCCGUCUUGAUUACUGCAACUCGCUGUUGGCUGGGCUCCCUGCCUGUGCCAUUAAACCCCUACAACUCAUCCAGAACGCCGCAGCCCGUCUGGUGUUCAACCUUCCCAAGUUCUCUCACGUCACCCCGCUCCUCCGCUCUCUCCACUGGCUUCCAGUUGAAGCUCGCAUCCGCUACAAGACCAUGGUGCUCGCCUACGGAGCUGUGAGGGGAACGGCACCUCAGUACCUCCAGGCUCUGAUCAGGCCCUACACCCAAACAAGGGCACUGCGUUCAUCCACCUCUGGCCUGCUCGCCUCCCUACCACUGAGGAAGUACAGUUCCCGCUCAUCCAGGAUGCAUUGCAUGGUGCAGUUUCCAGAGAUAUUCUGGAAAGCACAGUAA
Molecule: messenger RNA, 1180 nt
Organism: Oncorhynchus keta (chum salmon)
Lineage: Eukaryota; Metazoa; Chordata; Actinopteri; Salmoniformes; Salmonidae
Exons: 4
Coding region: 386-1180 (264 amino acids)
Source: RefSeq, a predicted model, not a curated record